AUGAAUGGCCGUCAGGUAGUCUCUUGGGGUACCAAGUCGCAAGCCACCCAGAGCCAGAUCGUCAGUCAUGCUCUGUACGAGCCCGACACCAAGUGGCAUUAUCGAGAGUGUGGCGUCACUUAUAAGCGUGAAGGCGUUGAGAAACGUUUCUUUCACUUCAUACCGCGCUCGGAAACCUCCGCUGCCAUGGAUGGCGGCCUUAUCGACCUUCAAAUUUUCCGAUCCUACGCGCGAAGGAGUAGGGCGCCUCAACUUGAACACUUUCGCGGUCAAGAUCAGUAUGGCAUCACAUCACCAACCGGCGGCCUCGUGGAGUCACCUCAAGAUCUCACAUUCUACGACUGGGUUCUCGUCGACCCUGAAAACUUGAAGGCGCUAAAUCUGGUCUCAGAGGCGCAUUAUGAGGAACUGAUGGCCUCAAAUGCACAGAGUGGACAGCUGCCCAACAGACCAAAGACACCAAAUCACAACGAGACUGAAAACUUUACUCGAACCCGUCCGAGACCACUUGGCCUCGAAUCUCUUGAUGGGCUAGUCUUUCAGGACAGUAACACAAAUCGGAACAGUAUGAGAGAGAGGCAGAACUCGGCUGCCGAGAUAGACAUCUACCUUGAAACACCACCCAAGCUCGCUCCUCCGGCCCUGAAUCCAACUAGGAUGCCCCAACCCAGCAAGCUGGCACGAGAGAAUCGAAAGGUGUCAGACCCUUUUCGACCUCUGCUAAUGCUUCCUGAUUUCGAGCCUUCCAUCUGCAGGCAGUCAUUAGAAUCAACGAGGGCACCUUCAGUCACGCCAUCGCUCUUACCGUACAUUGACGAGUCAAGUGGUGGUGACGAGUUCGAACUUGGGGUUGCCAGACAGCUCCCUAAGACGAAUGCUCGCCGUCCUCUCCCAUCUCCUCCCCGAGCACUUCCAGCGUCUUCAUCCGACUACGACAUGACGCCUCCUUCUACGGGUGGCUCGGAGUAUAUUGCCGCAGCGCGUUCGAACGUCAUGAGGCUGAGAGGUUCAUCAAUCGGUAGUCUGAACUUCUCGGGGCAUUCUGGACGCGAUCCCCGGGGCGUCGGUUCUGACCCUGGCAUGACGUCAACCGUCGUUAACUCUGACAACAUGAGCCUCUCGGAAGGUGAAUGGCUCAAGCGGACUCCAUCGCCUUUGCGUCGCAGACAUGGCAGAUUGAAUCUCAACAAGUAG
This is a messenger RNA of Colletotrichum acutatum, 1194 nucleotides long. RefSeq lists its product as uncharacterized. The record is from RefSeq and is a predicted model, not a curated record. Lineage: Eukaryota; Fungi; Ascomycota; Sordariomycetes; Glomerellales; Glomerellaceae. The transcript has 5 exons. The coding region runs from base 1 to 1194 and encodes 397 amino acids.